Molecule: messenger RNA, 529 nt
Organism: Suillus subalutaceus
Lineage: Eukaryota; Fungi; Basidiomycota; Agaricomycetes; Boletales; Suillaceae
Exons: 1
Coding region: 176-517 (113 amino acids)
Source: RefSeq, a predicted model, not a curated record
GUGCUUUCGGAUGCCCUCCCUUCCCCCUUCCCUUGCUCCCCAACCUGACGUCUCUUACCUGGAGCUCCGAUAGCAGCGAGACGUUCCUACGGAUGCGGUUGUUUGUAAGCCCCAAAAUAACGACACUGGAUCUCAUUCCCGACACCUUUGGUCCAUCCGAACACUCAGUCUUGUCAUGUAUUGCAAGGCUGUGUCCUUCUGUUUCGCAUUUUUGUUGCCAGCGUAUUCCAUCCCCAAAAUCAGAAGGCUCCUCCACUGCACUACAAUGCUGGCCUCAUCUAACAUCAGUGAUCGCUUCAGUACUUUCGGAAGCCGCCAUACUACACCUAUCCAAGCUGCCUUCGCUCCAGAUUCUACAGUUCAAAUUACCGCCAACACCUAUGUCUGUGGAUACACAAAAGCUGCAGCAGCCUGUGUUCUGCGCAUUGCAAGAACUGGACAUAGAAUGCAGCAGUAUGGCGCUCUUAGAUGCUUUUUUCAAGAGGUUCUUCGUUGCUCCAAAAUUAUUACCUCUUGAAAUCUCUGCUGG